CAUUGCCGGUGACUUAUGGCAGCCCAGCUCCAGGUCGUGAUGUCUCGGGAGACGGAUGUGGAGUGUCAGCAGCCCCACGGCAGUGCCUCCUCACAGUCCCCUGGCAGCAGUGCCUGCUCGCAGUCCCAGGGCGGCCUCUCGCAGUCCCAAGGCGGCCUCUCGCAGUCCCAAGGCCUCUCCUCACAGACUCAAGGCUCUUCACAGUCUCAGAGCACGUCCAGCUCCUCUACCAGCACAGUGCCCACGUCCAGCCAGUCCUCUCACUCCAGCUCGGGAACACUGAGCUCCUUAGAUACGGUGUCCACUCAGGAACUGUAUUCUAUUCCUGAAGAUCAAGAACCUGAGGAGCCCGUCCCUGCCCCUUGGGCUCGAUUAUGGGCCCUUCAGGAUGGAUUCUCCAAUCUUGAGUGUGUUAAUGACAACUACUGGUUUGGGAGGGAUAGAAGCUGUGACUAUUGCUUUGAUGAGCCGCUGCUGAAAAGCACAGAUAAAUACCGGACUUACAGCAAGAAGCACUUUCGGAUUUUCAGGGAAAUGGGUCCUAAAAACUCUUACAUCGCAUACAUAGAAGAUCACAGUGGGAAUGGAACCUUUGUAAAUAGAGAGCUUGUAGGGAAAGGAAGACGCCUUCCUUUGAAUAACAAUUCUGAAAUUGCACUUUCAGUAUGGAAUAAUAAAGUUUUUGUAUUUUUUGAUCUGACUGUAGAUGAUCAAUCAGUUUAUCCCAAGGAAUUAAGAGACAAAUACAUCAUGUCAAAAACUCUUGGAAGAAACCACAGCAAAGAGAACUGUUUCUCUCCCAACAUCAACCUCUCUGUCAUCAGAGCACACCCUGACUUGGAUCCGGCUCUCAAUGUUGAAACAGAAAUAGAAAUUUUGAAAAAAUUAAAUCAUCCUUGUAUCAUCAAGAUUAAAGACAUUUUUGAUGCUGAAGAUUAUUAUAUUGUUUUGGAAUUGAUGGAGGGAGGCGAGCUGUUUGACAGGGUGGUGGCGAAUAAACGCUUGAAAGAAGCUACAUGUAAACUCUAUUUUUACCAGAUGCUCCUGGCUGUACAGUACCUCCAUGAAAAUGGUAUUAUCCAUCGGGAUUUAAAGCCAGAGAAUGUUCUACUCUCAUCUCAAAAAGAAGACUGUCUUAUAAAGAUUACUGAUUUUGGGCAGUCCAAGAUUUUGGGGGAGACCUCUCUCAUGAAAACCUUAUGUGGUACCCCCACCUACCUGGCUCCUGAGGUUCUUGAGUCCUUUGGGACUGCCGGAUAUAACCGAGCUGUGGAUUGCUGGAGCUUAGGAGUUAUUCUUUUUAUUUGCCUUAGUGGGUAUCCACCUUUCUCUGAGCAUAAGACUCAAGUGUCACUGAAGGAUCAGAUCACCAGUGGAAAAUACAACUUCAUUCCUGAAGUCUGGGCAGAGGUCUCAGAGAAGGCACUGGACCUCGUCAAGAAGUUGUUGAUAGUGGAUCCAAAGGUGCGUUUUACAACAGAAGAAGCUUUAGGACACUCGUGGCUGCAGGAUGAGGACAUGAAGAGAAAAUUUCAAAAUUUGCUUUGUGAAGAAAACAAGUCAACGGCUGUAACCCAGGCCCCAGCCCAGCCUUCUACGAGUCGAAAGCGACUCCUUGAAGGGGAACUGGAAGACGCUGACACCACAAAGCGCCUGGCUGUAUGUGCUGCUGUCUCAUGAACAGUGGUUCGGAACAUGAAAGAAAUAUACCUUGUUUACCAUUGUGCUGCAAUUUCUUUUAUAUUUGUUUUUUAGCAUUUGUAUUUUAAUUAUGAGAACAGUUGCCUUUCAGCAGUUGUCAGUACACAGACACCUAAUGGAAACUGGGCUUUGUACUUUGGCUUGCUGAUCCCCUCUUUAUUACAUGCCCUUUUGUGUAUGCAUUUGAAAUCAUGUGCCUUUUGUCUAGUGCCCUACCUUGGCUCCCACCAGGCAGGUUUCCUCAGGAGGUGUCCCUUGGUCUUAGCCUGUGCAAGCUGCCUACACAUUCUAAAGGCUCCUUAGAAAGGGGCCUGGUGAGACUGGGGUGGAGUUUGAAGAAAUUGGCUGACUGUCAAAGUCAUGAGACAGUAGGUACCUUGGUACGUAUACCAUGAGCCUGUUUUAAAUUCUUAUUCUCACCCUCAUAAAGAUACAGGUCCACCGUUAUGCUCAGGGAAAUAAGCCAAAUAGUAUGUGAUUCCACUUACAUGUGGUAUCGUAGAGACAAAGUAGAAUGGUGGUUGUCAGGAACUGGGGGGCAGGGGUAAUUGUGACUUAAUGGAUAGAUUUUCUGUUUUCUAAGAUAAAGAGUUAUUAAGAUGGAUCAUGGUGAAGGUUGCACAGCAAUGUGAAUGUACUUAAUGACACUGUAUGGUGUACUGCAUUAAAAAAAUGG
Molecule: messenger RNA, 2377 nt
Organism: Hipposideros armiger (great roundleaf bat)
Lineage: Eukaryota; Metazoa; Chordata; Mammalia; Chiroptera; Hipposideridae
Gene: CHEK2
Product: checkpoint kinase 2
Exons: 16
Coding region: 16-1680 (554 amino acids)
Biological process (GO): protein phosphorylation
Molecular function (GO): ATP binding; protein binding; protein kinase activity
Source: RefSeq, a predicted model, not a curated record